This is a messenger RNA of Asterias rubens (European starfish), 2665 nucleotides long. Its product is annotated as ephrin-B2-like. The transcript has 5 exons. Gene Ontology annotation, molecular function: ephrin receptor binding. The record is from RefSeq and is a predicted model, not a curated record. Bases 1 to 762 code for a protein of 253 amino acids. Lineage: Eukaryota; Metazoa; Echinodermata; Asteroidea; Forcipulatida; Asteriidae. Gene Ontology annotation, cellular component: plasma membrane. Gene Ontology annotation, biological process: ephrin receptor signaling pathway; axon guidance.
AUGAAGUUUACCCAGUGUCAAUAUGAGGAUUCUUUGGAUCUGGCUCUUCAUGUUUGCUCUGUUGUGUUUGCCGACUUCGGCACAGAUGGCCUCUCCGUGGAAGCGGAAAUCAACGACAAGGUGAAAAUCGAGUGCCCCAAAACACCCAACACAACGACCGGUCGCCUUCAUGCCCAAUACCUGACCUUCACUCAGGUGUCCAGACACGGCUUUGAGACAUGCAGCACAGAUCACGACGAUGGACCAGUCAGAGAUCUAUUGGUUUGCAAUCGGCCGUACGAGGAUAAUUCCUACUUAUUGCUGUUCCAGCAAGAUUCUUCAUUCCCCGGUAGCCUGACCUUCUCUCAUAGUACCACCUACUAUUUUAUAACAACAUCCGAUGGUUCUCUUGGAGGGCUGGGUAUUGAAGAAGACGGACUCUGCUCAUCACAUCACAUGAAAGUCAAGGUUUACAUUAAACCAAGACCUACUGUGUUCGUACCAACAGGGCAGUCAACGCUUCCAGCCACAGCGGAACCCACCUUAAUGCCCAGAACAAACCCCAUGACCCAUCCACCAACACAACGACCGACUGUGUCCAUCACCAAAGCAAGAACAACAAGACCAGACAAGCUCACGGAGCAGGUCCAGGAAAAGACGCAGAGCAAACAAAACCCUGACUCCCAAUCCUCGGAUAAUGCCAGCACCAGACUCAGACAUUCACCACUGCUUGUUCUCAUCACGUUCUUCAUUGCAAUGCUAAGAUGGUCCACACUCCGAUGAGUCCGGGAACAAGACUUCUUAAACUCCCACAUUUUCUUUUUCUAUGAAUGGUUCAUUUUCCGCCCGAUUUUGUCGGUGGGGAGGCGUCUUAAACUGAUUUCUGGUUGAUACUGGACUCUGUUUGUAUUUAUUGUUUAUUUUUUAGGAGCUGAUGAUGUAUUCAUCAACUCUUUUGUUUUUUUUUUUACGCGGAACUCGUAAAGUAAAAUUCACUCUUGUUAUUUCUUGAAUUUCAAGAGUGGAGAAGUUAUUUCGUUUGGAAGGGAAGUGUUUUUUUUCUCAACCAGAAAUCAGAAUAAAGAACUCAAAAAUCUGUAUAAAUUUUGAAAUUUUGAGAGAAUUGAUUAUUUAUCUUGAAUGUUGCUAGGUAGAGAAGCUUAGCUUUUAGAAUCAAAUUGACUGACGACAUUUCACUUCCAAAGUAGGCUGAUUUUAUAGUCCUCUUUAAAUAUUUGUAACCCCUUAGGAUAAAAAAGGAAAGAAAAAUACUCUUCAUUUUUGUAAAGAGUAGAUUUGGUAAUUGAGGAGUUUAAUUUUUGGGGAAAAAAACUGGGAAUCUGUUGUUUCAUAGAGCUGCUUAAGCAGAAAAUAGUGGUCAGCAAUGUUAUGCUUGACACCAGUCACAUGUGAUACAUUGUGGGAUGGUAUGUUGACUGGUAACCUUAUUCUGGUAAGCAUUGUUGCGCUGUGCUAAGCUACUUUUUGUAGCUCUAUGAAACAAGACCCAGGCAAAAUUGAGUCGCUAAGAUUACUCAUUCUUUGUUGGAAUACAAAUGUAUUCACAAAAUAACACUUAUUUAUAAAAGGUGAGAGGGCGUGAGUUCAUAAAACCAUGUCAAUUUUAUGUACCAAAAACUUGACUUUAAAGGCUGACAUUUUUAUAUCAGACAGACUUAUCGGCUGACAACAAAAAUGCUGAAAACAAAACAAAGCAAUAAUUUGCUUAAAAUUAUAUACACAGUUUAUCAGACAUUAUACCUUUACUAAAAAUUAUUACUUAGAGAACUAAAGUCGCGCCAAAGAUUUUUUAUUUGCUAGAUGCCUUUUCCCCUGUCUUAGAAUGCAGUCUAAAAGCUGAACAAUAAUUAUGAAAAAACGAUCAUCGAAAAUAUAAACCAAAGUUUUCUCUUCAAUAUUUUUAUACCUUAAUGUUCAACCACCUCAAAAAGAAAACUGUAUUCAGUUAAAAUUACUUUCUUUAGAUGAAAAUAAUUGUUGUCCCUUAAUUCAAGUUAUUAUUUUUUAUAUUUAUCCAAGCAUUGCAUAUAUUAAAAUGACCAUUAAGGUCAGCUGUAUUUAAAAAUCCUAAUUUCAUUCUUUUCUUUCAAAGAUGUAUAUUUCAAACUUUAAUUUAUAACAAAAAAGCCAUGUCUUUUACUGUAAAUAAGUAGGCGCCAUCUUCACAAGUUAAAACAUGUAAGUUGGCCGUUUUUUGGUUGUUAACAUUUAGUAUUAAUGCUUACAAUUGUAGAGUUUUAUAAGAAAAAGAUAAAAAAAAACUAAAAACCUUUUUUUUUUUUUUUUUUAAGUAAAUACUUACAGACUUGACUUCUGCAUGGACAUUUCUAGAGGAAUUUGUAAAAUAAAUAUUGUAAAAAUUUAGUACCACCAUUUUUUGCCAAUGAAUGAUGUUCCACAAAAAAUUUUUUCUUUGAAUGUGUUAAGUGGAAAUACUGUACAAGAAUGUAGUCUCAUGACGUUGCAUGUUAAACACAUGGAUCAGAAAUGUUGUGAUGAUAAUAACGAUUUAACGUUUUGUCCCUAAGAAAAGCUGAGUGGUCUAAUAGUAAGACAUGGGGCCCCAGUUUCAUGGCUCUGCUUACUGCCGAAUUCUGAACUCCCGAUCACCAUUCUUCACUUACAGUAUCAAUUCAAGUCAGGGCGCAAUUUCAUACAGCUGCUU